CUGUAUAACCUUAAAAAAAAACAACCAAAAUUCAUCAAAGCAAAGUUCCAAAGAUGUAAAAAAAUAUUUAAUUUUUCUAAAAUGGUUCAGAUAACCAAUUCAUUACUAGCGAAAGUUAGAAAGAUUACCAGAAGAUUCCUACGUGAAGGUUUCAGAGAUAACCUAAAAAUAUACGUACAGGGUGGUGCUGGAGGAAAUGGUCUGCCCAAAUUUGGUGGUGUUGGAGGUAAUGGAGGAAAUGUUGUAGUAGCAGCCAAAGAAGACAUAUCCCUUGAAACUGUUUUCAAAUCUAACAAAACAAAGCAGUAUAUAGCUAAAGGAGGACGGCAUGCCUCACACAAUUUCAUCUUAGGAAUACCAGGAGAAGAUCUGAGGUUUGAAGUACCUGUUGGAGUGUCUAUUAUAACAGAAUUAGGAAAAAAAUUAGGUGAAUUGAAUAAUGAAGGUGAUGAACUUGUCUUAGCAAAAGGGGGUACUGGAGGACACGCAAAAAAUGGUUUCUUGGGUACAAAAGGGCAAGCAUAUUUUGUUAGCUUGGACUUGAAACUCAUUGCUGACAUAGGAUUGGUAGGAUUCCCGAAUGCUGGAAAAAGCACACUCUUGAGGUCAAUAUCUCAAGCAAAACCUAAAAUUGCCAGCUAUCCAUUCACAACUGUGAAGCCAAAUAUUGGUAUUAUGGUAUAUAAAGAUCAUCGCCAAAUUUCCAUGGCCGAUUUACCAGGUCUCAUAGAAGGAGCCCAUGCUAACCGAGGAAUGGGUCAUGAGUUCUUGAAGCAUGUUGAGAGAACAAAGCUAUUGCUUAUGGUCGUUGAUAUAAAUGGCUUCCAAUUAGGUCCUCAGUAUCCACAUAGAAGUUGCUUGGAAACUGUGAUGCUCUUGAUAAAGGAGCUUGAAAUGUAUAAUGAAGAUAUGUUGAUGAAACCAUCAAUGAUUUUAAUAAACAAAAUGGACUCUGAAGGAGCAUUAGAGAGAUUUCAAGAAAUAAGAGACCAUUUAAAAAAUCUACCAGAAUUUUUCAAACAAUAUCCCGAAGAGAUGAGACCUAAUAAAACAUUGAAUUUUUGUGAUAUCAUUCCCAUAUCAGCGAAAGAACAUCCUGAUGAUGUUGAACAUGUUAAACAGAAGUUACGUAAGCUAUUAGAUGUAUUAGCAGAACUAGAGAAGGAAGAGGAAGAUCAGAGCACUGAAAUAAUUGAAAAUGUAAGGAAAUCGUUGAAAGAAAAAGGACCUGUGCUUGUAUAAAAACAAAUUGAUGUAAACAUUUCAAUGUAGUUUUUAUUCUUUUUAGUCCUAUCCGUAACUAUAUCAAAGAUGAGAUGUCUCUGAAAUUAACAAAUAAAUAAAAAAAUUACAUUUUUUGGUACUCAUAUACAGGGUGUUUCCUAAUUGAAUUUCAAUAUUUGAGGAGGCGAUCCUUGGGCCCAUUUUGAAAGAAAAAAAACAUAUGAACGAAUGACCUAAACGUCUUUACUUUUAAGAUACAUGGUGGUGAACUUCUCAAAAAUAUAUAGUAUUUUAUUAAUAUCUGUAAUAACACUUGAUUUGAUCUCUUGGAUUGUUUCAGUUAUUGACAAUUUUGUUAUGAUCAUGCAGUGAGCAGAUUUUUAUUUUUUGAGUGAAAAACGUGCAUUAGAUUGAAAAAAUUGUGGAGAUCAAAUUUGCUUUGAAGUGAUUGAGAAUUUCAGGAAUGAUUUCAAUUUUGAGAUCAAUCAGUGGCGUACCAUCAAUGUCUGCUAAAAUAGGUAUGUAAAAUUCCAUACGAACGCCAGUGGUGUCAACAACAAAAAAUGUUGUACACUCGCCGAUGUUUCUUGAUACAUAGUACAUGCCAAAUGUCAUCAGAAUAUCUAGAGUAGUAUCACAGAUAAUAAUGAAAAACUUCAUUUUUGAGAACUCUACCACCAUGUAUCUUAAAAAUUGACGUUCACAUGAAAUUUUCUUCUUAAAAUGGGCUCAAGACUUGCCUCCUCAAAUAUUGAUAUUCAAUUAGGAAACACCCUGUAUAGUAAAAUAUUGGUCACAUAUGAUCUUGAAAUAUACAGGGUGCCCUAUAAGUAUAAAACAAGUGGCCAUCUUUUACCAAGAAAUUUGUUGAUAUGUUGGUAUAUUAUGUACUUCACUAUCAAUCCUUCGACCAACUGGCUUGUGGUUGAUUUAAUUGAGUCAAUUUCACCCAUUUGCAACUGAUUCUUUGAUUUUCAACUUCUUCUAUGAGACUUUCGCCGAGAGGUGCAUUAUUUUCAAUUGUAAUAUUUUCAAAAUCUGUAUAGACUCCGAUGUUUUCUUUCCAC
This is a messenger RNA of Phaedon cochleariae (mustard beetle), 2291 nucleotides long. The record is from the annotation of a GenBank genome assembly. NCBI's taxonomy places the organism in Eukaryota, Metazoa, Arthropoda, Insecta, Coleoptera, Chrysomelidae.